Molecule: messenger RNA, 2126 nt
Organism: Chroicocephalus ridibundus (black-headed gull)
Lineage: Eukaryota; Metazoa; Chordata; Aves; Charadriiformes; Laridae
Gene: TSN
Product: translin
Exons: 6
Coding region: 138-827 (229 amino acids)
Biological process (GO): RNA metabolic process
Cellular component (GO): cytoplasm; nucleus
Molecular function (GO): RNA binding; single-stranded DNA binding; sequence-specific DNA binding
Source: RefSeq, a predicted model, not a curated record
CCCGGCUCAGGCACUGCGCGGGGCAGCCCCGGCCGCGGCGCGGUGAGGCAGCGCGCAGGGCAGCCCCCGCGCCGGCGUCAGAGAAGGCCCCCUACGGGCGCGGGAGGCCCCAGAGGCGGGAGGCGGCGGCGGGCACCAUGUCGGUGAGCGACAUGUUCAUCGUGCUGCAGGGCGUCCUCACCGCCGACCAGGACAUCCGGGAGGAGAUCCGGAAGGUGGUGCAGGCGCUGGAGCAGACGGCCCGGGAGAUCCUGACGCUGCUGCAGGGCGUGCACCAGGGAGCCGGCUUCCAGGACAUACCAAAGAAAUGUCAGAAGGCUCGUGAACACUUUGGCACAGUGAGAACGCAGCUGGAGUCUCUGAAGACCAAAUUUCCUGCUGAUCAGUAUUACAGAUUUCAUGAGCACUGGAGGUUUGUGCUUCAGCGGUUGGUGUUUCUGGCAGCAUUUGUAGUCUAUUUGGAGUCAGAAACGUUAGUGACCCGAGAGGCUGUUGCAGAAAUACUUGGAAUUGAAGCUGAUCGAGAGCGCGGCUUUCACCUGGACAUUGAAGACUAUCUUUCUGGUGUGCUAACUCUCGCCAGCGAGCUGGCCAGACUGGCGGUGAACAGCGUCACAGCUGGUGACUAUUCUCGCCCUCUCCGCAUCUCGACUUUCAUCAACGAGCUGGAUUCUGGCUUCCGUCUCCUCAACCUGAAGAAUGACUCCCUGAGGAAACGUUACGAUGGCCUGAAAUACGAUGUCAAGAAAAUUGAGGAAGUGGUUUACGACUUGUCGAUCAGAGGACUCAAUAAGGAGGCAACAGUAGGUGCGGGUGGAGAGAAGUGAAGGAUGCUCGUUUUAACAGCGUCAUUGAUUACCUCAGAUGGUUGCCAAUUUAGGAGGCAUGCUAGCGAAGCCUCCCUAUAGUAGUUUAGAAGAACUGCAGCUGAAAGCUGCUCUCUAUUUUCUUACAAAAGGUGUAGUACGGGUGUUAGAUCUCAAAAUGUUUUGUAAAAUCACAUCUAGAUUAGGGCAGGAGGUUCUCUGUUUCCAGUGGAACUCCUCUGCCAAAACAUGGUGCCGUUCUGAGCACAGCAGCAAUAGUAGUCAGUAACUCCCAUGAGCUGAAAUUCUCCUUAGUUGUGUAGUGUUGCUUCCCUGCACUGGCAGUGACGUGCUUCAGCUCACGCAGCGCAGAUAUAUGUGGUGUUUUAAAAAACACAGUGUGUAAAUAUCUAUACAUUUUUUAAGACGGUGAUUUUUUUUUUUGCCUUUUUGUUUCUUAAAUUUUCACCUAUGUCAGUAAGUUGAACAGAUUUGCAUAACUGUUUAUUAACCUGAUCUUUUUAAAUGGCUUCUGUUAAUGUAUCGCCCUUAAUUGAGAAAUUAGUGAGAAUAUUCCUGAGAAUUUCUCCAUUGGAACUGGUGUAUUGCACCCGGACACAUCUCUCUCUCUCAGUAUUUUCCUUUCCUGCAAGAUUUCUUUUGCCAGGGAGAACAAGGUGUUCUCAAACAUCUGCUUUCACUGGCUGCUGUUUGUUUUACUGACACGAGUAAAUGCUGAGUUUUAAUAUGAUCAUUUGCCUUGAGAACUCGGUGUAACCAAAUUUUUUUUAUUAUUUUUUUUUUAAACUACCAAAGUUUCCGAAUAGAGCAGUGUUAACUGAUAAACUGCAGGUAGCAUCUGAGUUUUAACAACCUAAGUAGGCUACAGCUGUACCUGUGUCCUGGGAUUAAAGAAAAAAAUCACAUCAGAAUUAUAGUUCAUGUAGUAAAAUGUUUCUGUCUUCAGAAAAGAAGGAAUUACUAGUUUCAGAUACUUUGCAUGUAGAAUGUUUGCAAAUACCAACAGCCUCCUUCAUUUGUGUAAAUACUCCCCAGGUUGGUUGUUCUCUUGUCUUAAAUGACUUUGAGUUUUGCCGUUCUUCUACUCCUGGUGGUGCAGGAAGGUUAAGGAGAAAAACAGACUUACUUAGGAGGAGGAAUUUUUCUAGAGGAUGAACACGAACAGCCAAGUGUAUGUGGGGUUUGUUAGUGUUCCAUUUUGUUAGCAGAGAUUUCCCACUGUUUCAGUUAGGUUUUUGUUUUGUUUAUUGGAAGAAAAUGGUUUCUUGGUUAUUUUGGCCAAUAAAAGCUGUUGUUUGA